This is a messenger RNA of Mesoplodon densirostris (Blainville's beaked whale), 3056 nucleotides long. RefSeq names its product stomatin (gene STOM). NCBI's taxonomy places the organism in Eukaryota, Metazoa, Chordata, Mammalia, Artiodactyla, Ziphiidae. Bases 83 to 937 code for a protein of 284 amino acids. The transcript has 7 exons. The record is from RefSeq and is a predicted model, not a curated record. Gene Ontology annotation, cellular component: plasma membrane.
GGUCGCCUCCGGGCAUUCCUCGCCGCUCCCGCUCCGGCCCUGGCGACUGCGACCUGAGAGUAGCGACUCCGGUUCGGGCAUCAUGUCUGACAAGCGGCCAUCAGCGGAAGCCCAAGCCCGGCGGCUCCCCGACUCCUUCAUGGAUAGCCCCAGUGCAGGCCUGGGACCUUGUGGAUGGAUUUUGGUGGCUGUAUCAUUCCUGUUCACAGUUUUAACUUUCCCGUUGUCAGUAUGGAUGUGCAUAAAGAUCAUAAAAGAAUAUGAAAGAGCCAUCAUCUUUAGACUGGGUCGCAUCUUACAAGGAGGCGCCAAAGGACCUGGUUUGUUUUUUAUUCUGCCGUGCACUGACAGCUUCAUCAAAGUGGACAUGAGAACUAUUUCGUUUGAUAUUCCUCCUCAGGAGAUCCUCACUAAGGAUUCAGUGACAAUUAGUGUGGAUGGCGUGGUCUACUACCGCGUUCAGAAUGCUACCCUGGCUGUGGCGAACAUCACCAACGCUGACUCAGCAACCCGUCUUUUGGCACAAACGACUCUGAGGAACGUCCUGGGCACCAAGAACCUUUCCCAGAUCCUCUCCGACAGGGAAGAAAUUGCACACAACAUGCAGACUACUCUGGAUGAUGCCACUGAUGACUGGGGAAUAAAGGUGGAACGUGUGGAAAUUAAGGAUGUGAAGCUCCCUGUGCAGCUCCAGAGAGCCAUGGCUGCUGAAGCAGAGGCAUCCCGGGAGGCCCGAGCCAAGGUCAUUGCAGCUGAGGGAGAAAUGAAUGCAUCCAGGGCUCUGAAAGAAGCCUCCAUGGUCAUCACCGAAUCUCCUGCCGCCCUUCAGCUCCGGUACCUUCAGACACUGACCACCAUCGCUGCUGAGAAAAACUCGACAAUCGUCUUCCCUCUGCCCAUAGAUAUGCUGCAGGGCAUCAUGGGGGCAAAACAGUGAGCCAUGUAGGCCGAUGCAGAGAUGAGCUCUUCCCUCCUAAGGAUGAAGUGGGGACCAAACCAGCCUCUAACCCAUAAGGAGGGCAUAGGGCGGGAACCUUGACUUUCCUCCCUCCCUUCCUUUUUCCGUAUGUUGAGUGUGAUGUUCUUAGAACGUGUAGUGCUCCUAGCCACAGACGAAGGUUGUUAGCUUGUAAAUACUACGUGAGAGUGAUGAUUUAUGUAAGAUAAUCUCUCACUCUAAAAUACUUAAAAGUUCGGGUUUUUUUUUUGUUUUUUUUUUUUGCAGUACGUGGGCCUCUCACUGUUGUGGCCUCUCCCGUUGCGGAGCACAGGCUCCGGAGCACAGCCUCCGGACGCGCAGGCUCAGCGGCCAUGGCUCACGGGCCCAGCCGCUCUGCGGCAUGUGGGAUCUUCCCGGACCGGGGCACGAACCCGUGUCCCCUGCAUCGGCAGGCGGACUCUCAACCACUGCACCACCAGGGAAGCCCAAAAGUUCGUAUUUUUAGAUUGUCAUGCGAUAGGUUAAAUCCAUCUUCUUUCGAAUCUCACUGAGUCGUCCUGUGCCCUCUAUCAGCAGCCAGGCCAAAAGCAGGAAGGCAGACUGUCAUCCCAACCUGACACCCUGGCUGGACAAAUGUUUUGCAGAGAACAGUGACCUCGGGCUACAACCAGCUUCUCUGGGCCACAUGUGCCUUACUUCCGGGGAAUCUCAGCUAAGGAAAUUUUCCAAACAUCAGUUUACUUUCUAAACUCAAACUGCCCCACACACACCCCCGAUGCUGCAAAAUAAUCCUUACUUGAGGGUAGACAUGCCCUUGCCAGUACCUGUUAGCACUGGAGAAAAAGGUGAGGAUCAAGGAAAAUGAUCACCCUAACUCUUGAAAGACUUCUAAAUCCAUUGCUAUAGAGGUCCUUCUAAAAUAAUGUGGGUGUUUUUUUUUUUUUUUUAACUUCUUUGAGCCCCUUUAUGAGUAAAUGAUUCUUCUGUGGUCUUUCAAACCAGCUAAAUACUUGUCACAAACGUGCUUUUUUUCUCACUUUUGCCUAUUUUCAUAUAUCAGGUUCUAAAUAGUUGUGAUUUUUUUAAAUAAAAUUUUCUCUAAGUUCUAUAAACCAUUGUUUAUAUACCCAUUUGAAUAGCUUAAGGGACUAAUACUUAAAAAAAUAUAUCUUCAGAAAACCAUUAUAUUUUACUGUCUGCAUGCUAUCGACUCGUGUACACUGUGAGCUAUCUUGGUUACCAUUCAUUAAGUAGUGGAAGGAAUUCAUAGUCUCUCGGGCACACAAUAUCCAAGGAGCUUGGGAAGAUGCUCUCAAACUUAGCAUAUCUAUAUAGGUAUAGAUCCUUUUUAUUUCCCUGGUGAUUUUUUCUUUUCUGUCGUAUAUGGUGAUGCUGAAGGAGGAAGUGGUCAGCCCUUCUGAGCCACCACUGCUGUAAUAUUAAGAAGCAUCUUCCGUUUCAUAAACGCCUGUGAAGCCAAAUAACCUGGCAUUCUUCUGUUGGUCUGGAAAGCCGCCUGGUGACAUUUGUACCACUUCCUCUUUGAAGCUCUGAGUUCACCUGGAAAAGUCUAAGAAUAGCAGCUUCCUUACCCAAAGCUGCCCUUCAUAUCUGUCCUUAGGUGGGUCCCUCUGUCAAGUCCCAGCCUACGAGAGUCCCCUCCCCGACAGCCCACUUCUAAGGUUAUUUUACAAAACCUUGAACCACGGUGCAUCCAGGUGCCUGGCUGAGUUCCUUAGAUACACAAUAUACAGAGCACUUUGGCUUGGAACUCAAGCUGCGUUUAUAUUUUGAAUUUUUAAAUAACGAUUUUGUCUCUUUUGUGAGGUGGCUCACCCUCGACCACUGAGGACCAGGAGACAACCACAUAUCCUGGCUGAAAAUCUCUCGUCGGACUUAGAGGUUCAGUGCUUUCUGUUCCUUGAGUCUAUCUCCAGAUACCAAACAACCUUCGCUCUUCUGCCUUGUGGAUUCAUAGUCCAAAAGGUUGGAAUUAAAUUGCCUGGGAGGGAGGAGGCAUAGAAGGAGCUCUAGGAUGACAGUGUUAGUACAAGAGUUUUUUCCAGGUGGCCUCCCUUUCCAAUGCUGUAUAUAAUAAAGUGUGCACUUUUACUAA